Messenger RNA from Plutella xylostella (diamondback moth), 1246 nucleotides. Its product is annotated as sorbitol dehydrogenase. Gene Ontology annotation, molecular function: L-iditol 2-dehydrogenase (NAD+) activity; zinc ion binding. Gene Ontology annotation, biological process: D-sorbitol catabolic process. The record is from RefSeq and is a predicted model, not a curated record. Lineage: Eukaryota; Metazoa; Arthropoda; Insecta; Lepidoptera; Plutellidae.
UACUUAGCGAGUAGUUUAUACGUAAAGCUCGCGCCACACACGCGUAUCUAGUUGACAGCUGACAAGUGGCCAGUGCGCACGCGUGAAACGAGGAGUAUCAACAUGUCGCAGGACAACCUCACCGCUUUGCUGUUGAAGCCCAAGGAUUUACAGCUGGUUCAAACAAAGAUCCCUGAAAUAGCCGAUGAUGAGGUCCUUCUCCGCAUGGACUGUGUGGGCAUCUGCGGCUCCGACGUGCACUACUGGCAGACCGGCGCCUGCGGACACUUCGUCUUGAAGGAGCCCAUGGUCAUGGGGCACGAGGCGUCGGGGGUCGUGGCUAAGAUCGGUUCAAAAGUGAAGAACCUCAAGCCCGGCGACCGCGUGGCCAUCGAGCCGGGCGUCCCGUGCCGCGUGUGUGAGUUCUGCAAGACCGGCCGCUACCACCUGUGCCCCGACAUCGCGUUCUGCGCCACGCCGCCCUUCCACGGGAACUUAGUGCGAUAUUACAAACAUGCCGCUGACUUCUGUUACAAACUCCCCGACCACGUCUCCAUGGAAGAAGGCGCGCUCCUCGAACCUCUCUCCGUGGGCAUCCACGCGUGCCGGCGCGGCGGGGUGACGGCCGGCGCCAGCGUGCUAGUGCUGGGCGCCGGGCCCAUCGGCCUGGUGACGCUGUUAGCCGCCCGCGCUAUGGGCGCGAGUAAUAUACUUAUUACUGACAUCCUACAAUCCCGCCUGGACUUCGCCGCUAAGCUGGGAGCGAACCAUACUCUCCUGGUAACCCGAGACCUGUCUGAGGCGGACUUAGUGCGCAAAGUGCAUGAGCUGAUGGGCACUCAUCCAGACAUCAGUAUUGAUGCCAGCGGGGCGCAGGCUACCGUGCGGGGAGCGCUACUAGCCACCAAAUCCGGCGGAGUAGCGGUGCUAGUGGGCAUGGGCAGCCCCGAGCUGACGGUGCCUCUGGCCGGCGCCGUCGCAAGGGAGGUCGACAUACGAGGCAUCUUCCGAUAUGUUAAUGAGUACCCAAUAGCCCUGAGCAUGGUGUCCUCAGGCCUGAUCGACGUGAAGCCGCUAGUGACCCACCACUUCAGCAUGGAGGAGACACUUCAGGCCUACGAGACCGCCCGCCGCGGCGACGGCAUCAAGGUCAUGAUACACGUGCAGCCACGGGACGCUAAUAAUGUCAAGAAGUUUUAGGUUGGUUUGGUGUGUGUGUGAGGGGUUUAGAUUGGGAAUAAAUGUUGAUGUGGACUUGUGCAAUGGU